CCCUAUUUUACACUGUGAAAAGAUUUUCAUCCUCCCCCCCUUUUUUUCUCUCUCUCUCUCUCUUUAUGUCUAACCCCCAGAUCCACGCUUCAGUACUUAACUUCUUAAUAGAUCAUGGUUAUAUGGAAUCUGUCGAAGCCUUUAAGCGUGAAGCGAGGCAACACCUUGACUCUGCUUCUGGUGAUGAUCAACUCGCCUAUGAUCUAUCUCAGCUUCAUCUUGAAAGAUCCAAUGAGUUGUUAGAAGGCGACAAUGACUAUUUCAAUCAACUUAAUGCAGAUUACCCCUUGAUUCAUGACACCAACAUUUUAGCUGUCGCAUUUGAACCUCAUACACGCGUCUUGGCGACAAGUUCAGUUGAUAAAUCAGUUAAAAUUAGCACCAUGUUAGCCAGCCAAGACUUGUAUCCAAAAACCUACCGUCAUCAUCAAGCACCUGUACUUAGUAUUGCUUUUCAUCCUACAUGCUCUGGACUCAUGAUGACGACAUCUAUGGAUGGUACAGUAGCCUUGGUCAAUACAGACCAUGAGCCUGAAUUUGGUGCUGAUACAGAGAAAGAAGGUCUUCAUCAACACUUUAAAGACCAUCAGAAAUAUGUAGUUCAAGGCUUAUUUUCCCUUGAAGAUGGGCACUACAUGGCCACGGCUUCGUAUGAUCGUACUGUCUGUCUCUAUCAGUCAGACAGAUCCACUCUACCUAAUUAUACCAUGAUCAAACGCCUUGGGCCUUUUAUCGGUAAUGUAGAAACCAUUUGUUUUAUGAAAAACCAACUGGUCGUGGGUGUCCGUGACGAUAACUAUUUACACUAUACGCAUCUUGACAGUCUUGCAUCGUAUCGUGUGAACAUGAAUGCCACAGGCGAUGAUUGGGUCUCUUUUUCACCUGUGUGUCUCUCUGCCAACCAUGGCUUGUUGCUCUGUACGACAGAUCAUGCUAGUGGUCGUACCAUCCUGUUUAAAGCUGGUUCGGAUAAACAAGUUCAAAACUACUAUAUUUUUCCCAACGACAAUACGUUUAUUACACGCAAACAUGUCUGGCAUCCUUCCGGAAGGUAUUUUUAUGCGAUUGGAUCAAAUGAACAUGACAUUGCUGUGGUGGAGGUCAAGACAGGGCAGAUUGUUAAUACUUUAAAGGGGCAUCAAGGUAUGGUGCGUUGUUUGGAUGCUUAUCACCAGGGUUUAUUCAGUGCAGGCUAUGAUCACACAGUGAAACAAUGGUCUAAACAAGAAACAGUUGCGCGUUAAAGUUUGCAUGAAUUCAAUAAAUAACUCCGCCUAUUUAAACCACAC
Messenger RNA from Gilbertella persicaria, 1289 nucleotides. Its product is annotated as WD40-repeat-containing domain protein. The coding region runs from base 66 to 1244 and encodes 392 amino acids. Gene Ontology annotation, molecular function: protein binding; snoRNA binding. The transcript is spliced from 2 exons. Lineage: Eukaryota; Fungi; Mucoromycota; Mucoromycetes; Mucorales; Choanephoraceae. The record is from RefSeq and is a predicted model, not a curated record. Gene Ontology annotation, cellular component: small-subunit processome.